GACAGGCUUUUAAAGGCAAUGGUUCUGCUUUAAAACAAUCAAGGUAUUUUAUUGAAAACCAGAACUGGAAUCAGACUCGCUACCACAAUUACAAAGUACAUAAUAUUAUUUCCGCUCUUCUGUCUGAGAUUGCAAUCAUGUAGGAGGAUGUUAAACUUGGCACAGACAGCCAUUCGGUGUGCUCUUUCCUGUAUUGAUGAUGUUACCUGGUGGGCGAGAGCCAAUGACGUCACGUCCCCGUUACGAACUGAGCUCGAUCUCCUCCGCGCUGCAUUCGGAGCAGCCCGUACAAUCAAGCGCAUUAAAACGCAUCUAAACCACAAGACCCGAUAUCAUCAUCGAAUCUAAUUGGAAAGCUGAAGAUGCUUCAGUCCCUCACCGGUAAUUCGUGUGUGCGCUUGAUACAGAGCAACAAAUCGGCAUGGUAUUUUAUGUUUCUCGUGCUCGGCUAUGUUCUGUAUCUCAUAUUCGGAGCGGUGGUUUUCUCCUCGGUGGAGCUGCCUUAUGAAGACCUCCUGCGUCAGCGGCUCAGAGGAAUCAAACGACAGUUCCUCCAAGAGCACGAAUGUCUGUCCGAGGAAAGGCUGGAGAUGUUUCUGUCCAAAGCGCUGGAGGCCAGCAACUAUGGGGUGUCUAUUCUCAACAACGCGUCGGCCAGCUGGAACUGGGACUUCACCUCGUCUUUGUUUUUUGCUAGCACCGUCUUAUCAACCACAGGGUAUGGUCACACCGCCCCUCUCUCUGAUGGCGGGAAGGCUUUCUGCAUCAUUUACUCUGUGAUUGGCAUCCCCUUCACCCUUCUCUUCCUCACGGCUGUGGUGCAAAGGAUCAUGGUCUAUAGCACGUGGCGGCCCAUUAUGUACGUUCAUACACGUUGGGGUCUCUCUAAACCCCUGGUGGCCCUCGUUCACGCAACCCUGCUGGCCGUCGUGGCUGUGUCCUGUUUUUUCCUUAUCCCUGCCGCCAUCUUCUCUGCCCUAGAAGAGAACUGGAACUUUCUGGAGUCCUUCUACUUCUGUUUUAUCUCACUCUCCACUAUCGGUCUGGGCGACUAUGUUCCUGGAGAGGCCUUCAACCAGAGGUUUCGUGAGCUCUACAAAUUGGGCAUCACUGUGUAUCUCCUCCUCGGCCUGAUCGCUAUGCUGGUGGUGUUGGAGACCUUCUGUGAGCUGCAGCAGUUGAAGCAGCUGAGGAAGAUGUUUUAUCUGAAGAAGGAGAAGCCCCAGGACCGCCUGUCUAUCAUGGAACAUGACCAUCUGGCCUUUAGCUCUAUGCCAGACGGUACCAUCAACUCGCCCCAGGAAGACAAGACCGAACCCUUUGUGGACUUUCCUGUCCUAACCUCUCCAGGAGGACAGACCAGACAUGACAGGAAGCGAAGUGUGUGAGAGAGAGACGGAGAGGGGGUGGGAUCGGGAAAGGUCCUCAAGUCGGGAUUUCGAACACGGGACACCCGAAGCACAAUGGUGCUGCCCACAAGGCUGUCGGCGCCAAAUAUCGUCUUUUACGUUCAGCAGAAGAAAGAAAGUCAUACAGGUUUGGAACGACUUGGGAAAAAAAUUAUGACAGCUGGACCAUUGCUGUAAAUCCUUAAAAAAAAAUGAUUUAUGAUAAUGACAAACUGUUUUUUUGUGAUAAUCAACUUACGCCACAGUUGCUGCCAAUUGAGCUUAACUUUUCCAAGAUUGAACCUAGAAUAUUCUUUUAUAGUCCAGAUUUUCAAAAAUAGACUCUACAUCGAAAAGCACUUCUGAUCUAAGCUUCGAAUCAAGAUUCACCUUUUCAGAAAUUCAUAAACAUCAAACAUAGUUAGUUGCCCAUCAUCUGUUAAGUUUUAUUUCCGACUCGUGUGAUCUACCUUGUGAGCUUGCAAACAGCUUAACUAGAGAAAGAUUGCAGAAUAUCUGCUGCUAGUGGUAAAAGAAACUACUACUAGUCUCUCAUGAAGCUGUAUUCCUCUAAUGAAUUAAAUUGUUAAGACCAUAAUGCACUAUAAUGCAGCAUAUACUGUAGCAUAAGUGUAGAAGCACAAAAAGUAAGCCUGCUCAAAAGGGAGUCAUUAGACCUUUAUGAUGACACAUGUAGUUAAAAUAAGGUAACAUUUAUCUUAAGGGAUAUUUUAAAUACGUUUAAAGGGAAAUCCAUGCUAUGCUAUGUCUUUUUCUUAUUUUAGAAAGUGAUAUUUUACAUUGGUCUAAAUAUUAAAAUGCUUGACAGAGUAAGUCAGUCUCAGUUUACAUGGAUUUUUGAAUCCAAGGUCGAAUAAUGGCUGGCUCCAUGUGUCCAUGUCAUAAGCUGCUGAGAUCCAGCACAAUGCCGUUACAUACCAAAAAAAAAGGUUUGGCGAAAAUCUAGGAUUACUGAAUUGUGGUUGAGUAUUAUCGACUAAUUGACUGUAUAAAGCGAUCAUCCAGAUCUUUAACUGUUUGGAUUCAGAACAUUUUUGAGGCUAUUUAAUAAAAGGAAUGAAUUCUAUUUUUGAAACAUGCUUGAAGUGUUGUUUACAAUCGAAUGCUUGUUGUUUGUAUUAUGAGAAUGACUGUUGUAGGCGCAGACUGAUGACUACUGUUUAAGGUCCCGUUGGAAGAUCACACUGUACUGCUGCUUGUGUUGUAUCAGUCACCGCA
Labeo rohita (rohu) is the source of this 2627-nucleotide messenger RNA. It is a transcript of the gene kcnk1b, whose product is annotated as potassium channel, subfamily K, member 1b. Gene Ontology annotation, biological process: potassium ion transmembrane transport; stabilization of membrane potential. Gene Ontology annotation, molecular function: potassium ion leak channel activity. The transcript has 4 exons. NCBI's taxonomy places the organism in Eukaryota, Metazoa, Chordata, Actinopteri, Cypriniformes, Cyprinidae. Bases 363 to 1388 code for a protein of 341 amino acids. Gene Ontology annotation, cellular component: membrane. The record is from RefSeq and is a predicted model, not a curated record.